Molecule: messenger RNA, 615 nt
Organism: Ostertagia ostertagi
Lineage: Eukaryota; Metazoa; Nematoda; Chromadorea; Rhabditida; Trichostrongylidae
Source: the annotation of a GenBank genome assembly
AUGACUACAAAUCUCUUGUCGGUUCAGGUGCUCACUGUCGUUCCCACGUACUGCCAGUGCUAUUUCGUCAGCUACUUUCAUUCGCCUCUGCACCGUUCAGUAUAUCAAAAGCAGUUACGUGUUUUAUUUCCAUGUUUCUUCAGUGAGAAACAGGACGAACCUUCUCAUCAAAAGGAUGAGAGCCUGCUGUACACCGCUCUUUCUGAGAUGCGCCAGGAAUUCAAGUCAUGCACCAUGCGGACACAGCUUCCUAGGCAUCACACCUUUCGAACAUCGUCAUACGUCUUCUGCAUUUGCGUUCCACCGCUGCUGUUUGGAUUAACUGUCGUCUCCUCUUGUGUGAUAUUCAUGGAUGGCGAUGAGAUCGACUUUUGCACGCCAAUUCUAGCAGGAGUCAUCGCCUUCAUUGGCAUUGAGUUUCUUCAAACAGAGCUUUCGCUGAGUUUCCAGACCUAUGCUGUGAUCAUCGUCCUACCGUCGUACUGUCAGUGCUACUUCGUCAGCUACAUUCGUUCACCUCGCCAUCGUUCAGCAUAUCGAAAUCAGCAACGAAUUCUAUUCCCGUGUUUGUUCAAUUUCGAACGAGGAGAAUCCACACCUAUAAGCUCUGUUCGG